AUGCACGUCGCCCAGGUCGAGAAAUGGGGCGAACCCCCAAAAUACACCACGGUCGCUACACCCGAUCCCCCGGACCCGGCGUCCGACGACGUCCAGAUCAAAGUCACCGCGACGGCGAUCCACAACCUCGUCCGCCUCCGGGCGUCGGGGACACACUACUCUGCCAAAACGCUCCCCCACGUGCCCGGCGUCGACGGCGUCGGCACCACCACCGCUGAAGGGGGAGAGGAGGCGUACUUUUUCGACUACCACGGGUCCUCGGGGACGUUCGCGGACCUCGUGACGGUGCCCAAGGCGAACGUAUUCCCCCUGCCGGCCGGCGCGGACCCGAUCCAAGUCGCGGCGCUCGUCAAUCCCGCCAUGUCGAGCUGGCUCGCCCUGCGCAAGCGGGCGUUCCACCUCCCCCCGGGCUUCUCGGUCUUGAUCCUCGGCGCGACGUCGACCUCGGGCAGACUAGCCAUCCCGAUAGCGCGGGCGCUGGGGGCCGGCAAGAUCGUCGGGUGCGCGAGGAGCCGAGACGCGCUCGACUCGCUGCGAGGAGUCCCCGCCGGUGGUGGUGGUGGUGGCGGUUUGGACUCGACGCUCGUCCUGCGCGACCCGGUGACGGCGACGGAUUUCGCGUCGCUGGGCCACGUGGACGUCGUCCUCGACUACGUCUACGGCCCGCCGGCGGAGCAUCUGCUGCACUCCGUCAAGGCGCUCGACAGGCCGACGCAGUACAUCAACAUCGGCGGGCUCGCGGGCGCGACCAUCACGCUGCAUUCGAGGGUGGUGAGGUCUUCCAAGAUCGUCAUGCUGGGGUCGGGCAUCGGGAGUUGGACUGACGACGAGAUCCGGGACGAGCUGCCCGGCCUGUUGCGAGCCAUCGUGUCGUCGCUGCCCGUGCCGACAAUCGAGGUUCGCUCGUUACGCGACGUCGAGACGGUUUGGGGUCAAAACGAAAAGGGGAAAGGGGGCCUCGAGAGGAUCGUUUUGGUCCCGUGA
Exophiala spinifera is the source of this 984-nucleotide messenger RNA. RefSeq lists its product as uncharacterized. The coding region runs from base 1 to 984 and encodes 327 amino acids. The transcript has a single exon. The record is from RefSeq and is a predicted model, not a curated record. Lineage: Eukaryota; Fungi; Ascomycota; Eurotiomycetes; Chaetothyriales; Herpotrichiellaceae. Gene Ontology annotation, molecular function: oxidoreductase activity.